AGUAGAAACUCAACCUGUUCAUCAUGUCCGCUCAGCCUCUCCCUGUCGCGAGAGUGGUUCCUAUCGGUCCUUCAUGCGACCCCUCACCCGUUCUUGAGUCGCUGGGGCUGUCGGAGAGGCAAGCUACUCUCGAAUUGGACACCAAAUACUAUACCUGCAGCAUUCACGUCGAGUGCAGCAGCGAAAUUGAUGGCAAGCCUGCUGAAGCUGUUAUUCUAGUGGUAGAGCGGCCCGGCUCCGUCUGUCUUCCAGAAGGUCGCUUUGACGAGUCCGCUGUUAAACUGAUGGUCAUGAUGGGAUCGAUCACGACGAGAGUUGAAGAGUGGUGCUGGGAUAGAGGUUUUGAAGUCGUUGAUUUCGACGAGGAGCCAGAGCGGGUUCUCGAGGCUUUGAAGAUGCAUGACUGGUCUAACGCGGUGUUGAAAAUUGAACAGGGAGGCGACGGAGCGAAGCAGAAUGAUUCGGCUGAGAAGAAGGCUGACGAAGUGAGCAUAGAAGAGUUGGACGGGUUGAUGAGCCAAAUCAAGGCAGCUCAUGAUUCGGCACUGCAGGCUGGCUCUGACGCAGAAAGGAGGCAGCGGGCUGAGCAGCUCACGAUGCGGUUAAUGCAACUCAUGGGGUCGGACAGUGAGGAUGACGAUCCCUGAUAGUUUCGGA
Messenger RNA from Perkinsus marinus ATCC 50983, 657 nucleotides. RefSeq lists its product as hypothetical. The transcript has a single exon. Lineage: Eukaryota; Perkinsozoa; Perkinsida; Perkinsidae. The coding region runs from base 24 to 647 and encodes 207 amino acids. The record is from RefSeq and is a predicted model, not a curated record.